Molecule: messenger RNA, 10599 nt
Organism: Mercenaria mercenaria
Lineage: Eukaryota; Metazoa; Mollusca; Bivalvia; Venerida; Veneridae
Exons: 6
Coding region: 197-1795 (532 amino acids)
Biological process (GO): anterior/posterior pattern specification; regulation of neurogenesis; regulation of circadian rhythm
Cellular component (GO): nucleus
Molecular function (GO): DNA-binding transcription factor activity, RNA polymerase II-specific; RNA polymerase II cis-regulatory region sequence-specific DNA binding; protein dimerization activity
Source: RefSeq, a predicted model, not a curated record
CCAUGCUUUCAUACGCGUGACUAGUGUAGACCUAUAAUUAAAUGUCAGUUCAGACAGUUGUUUAGAAAAAAGCUGCACGUGAGCCAAAGCGUGUACGGUAAUAAAUGCUUAAGAAGUGAACUGAUUUGUUUAGAAUUGUCAUUUCAAUAUUGGGACUGCAAUGAUAACAUAGUGAAAAUUGGAAAUUGUAUUCAAUAUGAAUUCUGAAAUAACAGUGAUGGAAUUCGAGGAUAAUUCAGUGAAACUGCCAGAGAGGCCGACCACAGCACCCCAGAUACUGGUACCGGACGAGCGAUCACUCAACUUUUCCACUUCACCUGGAGAUGAGUUUGAUCUUGCAUUUGUGAAGAAACCAAAAACUAUCAGGGACCCCAUGUCACACAGAAUAAUAGAAAAAAGGCGUAGAGACCGGAUGAACAACUGUUUGGCAGAUUUAAGUAGACUGAUACCUACAAACUACUUAAAACAGGGUCAAGGUCGGAUCGAGAAAACAGAGAUUAUUGAGAUGGCCAUAAGGCACAUCAAAAAUCUGACAAACAUUGCCAAUAAACAGGGAGGGUUAAAAUCAAGCCUACCUGACCGCUUUUUGGGGUUCAAAGAAUGCCAGGAUGAGGUGAUGAGGUUCUUAGUUGAAGUGGAGGGCUGGGACGCCCACGAUCAACUCUGCAGCAGGAUGAUGUCACACCUAGAACAAGCGGGCGAGAAAUUUCGGAUAAUGAAUGAUGAGUCAUUGAGUCAGGCAGCGAAAGAGGAGCAGUAUCGACAUGUUGAGGAAGAUAUCCACUCGGUGCACAGUGCUCAACCCAUUGUUCUUGAACCUGGAGGUACAAGCCCGCCAGUGCAGCAUUAUCCAAAUCUGCCACAAAAUCCUGCCCAGAUUAAUACACUGCAACAACCUGCACCUCAAAGUGAAAAUACAGGUUCCCAGAGCUCGUUCCCGAGUUUCGAAUCUUUUGCCAGUGCACAACAAAUUACACAGGAACAUUUGAAAAGAGAUAAGCACCUCUGGACAUUACUUGCGAGCAAAUACAACUCCAAAAAUGUUGAAGAUUCAGGUCUUUCUACUGGCCCAGGUUCAAAUGUCUCAAAUGUGACUGACUCAAGUAUGAAAUACUCUGUCCAAGGAAGUGGCUUAUAUAAAAUCCCACUAGAGCCAGUUUCUACGCUGAAUAAUUCUACUAGUCAAACAAGUAUGGACACAGGGUCUGAUAGAAAUGACAGUAGUGUAUAUAAGUUCAAGCAUAAUAUCACAAAGAGGUUUUCUGAGGAAACCACUCCGAAGAUAAUAAGUCCAAGUGAUUCAUCAUCCAUAAGCUCCAGAGAAAAUCAAAAGAGAUGCGAGAAGAUGAAGCGUAAGUUCCGCCAUGUUCGCUCAAGGUGUCCAAGCAGCAUCUCGUCUCAGUACCCAAAUUCAGACAGUUCCAAUAAUAACAGCUCUAAUGGAGAAUCAAGUGGUACAGGGGACGAGAUGAAACCCUCUUUGUACUUACCAGGAUUUGUAUUACAUCCGGCGGGAACACAUUACAUACCAUUGUCAAUCCAUCCAUCAAAUGUUGGAUAUGACUUUUUUGCAAAAGCAACGCAAGAAGGGCCUAGGGUGUUUCAUCCAAUCAGCAUUCCGGUGAACUUCAGUGGACCAUUGAUAUACAUGAAAAGCAUAGGAACUGAUAUUAAGGGAAAUGAAUCAGGGGUGCAGAGUUUGUCUUCAGAAGGUAGCGAUAGUAGAUGUCCAUCUGGUUGUCCGUCAGAGAACAGUCCGAACCCAGAGCCAGAAACAGUGAAAAGUAGUACAUAAGAUAACAUAGCUAUGUAAAGACUAAAAAUGCUUUAUAGAAUGUGUAGUACCAGUAUAUAAUAGUGUGUUAUUCAAAGAACAAAGUAUUUGUAAUAGCUCAAUAUAUUCUAUUUAAUAGAUGUUUUGAUAUGAAUUAAUAUUCAUCACAUAUGUUACAUACUAUUUCAUUACAUACCAUAAAUACAUUUUCAUCACAUAUGUUACAUACUAUUUCAUCACAUACUGUAAAUACAUUUUCAUCAUAUAUAAUAAAUAUAUUACACAUAUAUUCUUGUAUGUCAUCACAUGGAUACGUAUAUAUUCAUCAUGCAUGUUACAUACAUGUUCAUGCAGAUAUUAGCUGUAUGUUUAAAGAUAUCCAAUGCACAUUUUUUUUAUUUAAAUAGUUUUGUUUUUAGAUACUAAGUUUAAAUGUACAAUGUCGGCUUCAAAUGAAUUUAACUUUACUAAAUAUAUAGACUGUUUGUAGAGCUAAAUUCACAGUUAAAUGUGUAACAGUCAUUUGUUAAAAAAACUUCCAGUUUUUUGUUCAUGUACACACUAUACUAUGCUUGGUUAUACAGGUGCUAGGUGUGUACCAUUUUAAAUAUAACUUACAGUAUUGUUUAAUACACAAACGUGUUAAUUUUAUGUUACAUAGAUACCAUGAAGUAAUUGUUCAUAUUUUCAAAAUAUUAAUUUGGGUCUAAUAUUUGUUUAACACAUGGAGGUAGUUGUGAUUUUACCUUGAUAUGGUGCUAAUAUAUAUUUGUACACCAUAGCAUUUCAUUAGAUAGUGUUGUUUUGAAAACAAAAGGUGCUCCAUGUGGUUCUGGGGCUAUUCUGUGUAUGAAAAGAAUUGGAACCACUGUCAUAUACUUUUAUUAACGUAAAACGCAACUAAUAAGGUUUGAACACUUGGUUCUGCUGUAACUCUGUGAUUCCACCAGGUAGUUUUGAUUCCAUACCUCAUAUUUUUAUUUUGAUGUAAAUGAGAUGUGACUCCAAAAUAUUUUGUCCUGUUUGGCACCAUAUAACCUGUACUGUGUUAGUGCGUCGUAAAAACCCAUCUGGAAAAAAAGGCAAAAUUUAUUAACAGAUAUAGAACAUUGACUUUAUUUUGAAAUGUCACUAUUAUUGGAAAACAGGGUUCCCACGCUAUCCGGGAAAAGAGGAAAAGUCCAUGAAUUUCAAAAAUUGACUCCCGGCCGUGAAAAUACUGGGAAUUUGGCGAGAGUACGUGAAAAUGCCGGGAAUUAUCCAGUUUCGCUAAGGGAAGUAAUUCAUGAUUCAAAAUGGCGGACAUGGAUUUCCUUUUUCGGAAAUACUGAUGUUUUUGUGGUUGGUCAACCUAUAUAGGUAGCUAUGCUUGAAUAUUUAAACAGUAAUUCUAGGCAUUCAGUCAUUUUUGUGUCGAUUUUUAAGAAGCCCUGUGAAAUUCCGAUUUUUUUUGAGAAUAAUUGUGAAAAUCGUGAUUUAUAGUUCAGUGAUCAAACAUCAACUUGACUGAAAAUAAUUUAAUUGCUAGAAUUGUAUCAAAGAUAUAUAAAUCAUGUAGAUGGCACCAGAGCUGUAGUUAUUAUGAAGGAGUUGAUUAAGUCUUCACAACAUGCUAGACAAGAAAUAAUUCAUAGUUUCCUUGAGAAACAAAAGCUUGAGGACAGUAAGGAAACAAAAUGAAAAAAAGAAAAUUUGCAGAGCCUGUAUUUAUUAAGUAGAAACUUUUAAGCAAUAUCGGGCCAUCAUGGCCCUCUUGUUCUUAUAUUUUCACACUGAAUCAAGAAACAUUGACGGGAACGUACAACCCUAUAUGUCGUACGUCCUUGAAAAUCGCAACAAGGUCCUGGAAAAGUCCUUAAAUUUCAUAGAGGUAAAAGUGUGGGAACCCUGGGAAAAACUAUUUUCUGUUUCUGUUGUGCUACGUUGUUUGUGUUUGAAGAAUAAUAAUUUGUAUAAGUUGUUAAAAUAUUUUUGAAAGGAUUAGUACCUCAUUGUUUUUGCCCUUAACUGUACUUAAUAUUUGACUAGGGGUUAAAAUUAUGUUAGCAUUACCUGAAUGGCAGUUUAAAGAAUGCUUACAAGGACAAAGUUGUUACAUUGUUUAAGAUAGUUCUGCAUGUUGGAAACAUUAGAAAUGAUGGCUUAACCUCAUUUAUCCAUAAUUGUAGAAUACCUCCUGGACAUGGCAUAUGGAAACAAAAGUCAUUAUAUGAGUUAAUGGCAACCUGUGAGUAAAUUUAUGAAAAUGGCAAUCUUUGCUAUCAUUCUAAAGACAAAAUAUGAUAUUAAAAUCUUAAACACGUUAAAUUAUUACAGAUAAUACCUUAAAAUCAAGCAGGAACUGCGCAAGUCACUUUGUGGGAAAAUAUCUCAAAAAAACAAGCACAUGGACCUAUACAUUUUAUUUCACCAUAUUAUAGACCAUAUAUUUAUAUACGACUGAGAAGUUUCAUUAAAAUCUACAUGGUAGAAAAUUUUCUGUUUGCGAAAAAUAAAUUUUCAUGAAAACUUAUGUGACAUCCUAUUUUUUCAAAUCUGUCUACCAAAAAAUCAAGCACAUACGACCCUAUGUUUUAAGUAUAUUCUAGUGUUUAAUCAAAUUCUACAUUGUUGAAGGAAACUACCUUAAUUAGCCCAUCUUCAGCACUUACUGCGAAAUCUUUUUAUUUCAUUGGCAGGAUAUUUUGUGUGUUUGACCUAAAUGGGUAAUUAGUGGGGAUAUGAAUACCUGGAUUUCAAUUUUGGAAGAUAUAAUGAGUAGGAGUUUUACUUGCUUUGGGACAUAAUUUUUAGGACAUACUCUACACAAACUAUGAAAAUUGGUCCUCCGUGAAAAUUAGUCCUCAGUGAAAACUAGUUCUCCAUGAAAAUUAGUCCUCCGUGAAAAUAAGUUCUCCAUGAAAAUUAUAGUAAUAUAUAGUAAUGAAAUUUUCUCUUGUUCAGUCAGAGGUGUUUGCCUGAUUAUUUAUUUAAGGGUAUCUCUUCAUAGUUGGAAACUAGGUGUUUUUAAUUUGAAACCAGUUGCAUUUGAAGUGUUAAGAGGAAAUGAAUAAUUUAGUGUUUAUAUCCAGUGUGUGAAAUUAAAUUAGAUAAAACAUUACUAACGCAGAAAGAGAUUAUAGUUUAUCAUUUUAUAUUUACUACUUAGCCAAAUCGGACUUUGACACAUAUCGUGUACUCUAGAAAUGAGUAUACACACUAUUAAAGCUAAAAGAUAGGUACACUAUUCAAUUCUGAAAUCCAUUUGUUUCAGUUUUCCUGUAGAAUGAGUUUAAUGAUGCAUGCUUAAAAAAAUCCAAUGUUUCAUCAUUUGUAACAAUUUUACAACAUGUCAUGCCUAAUCAUGGUGGUAUUAAGUGCAGAGUAUACAAAAAGGUAGGACAAAAUAGUACACAAGAAAUAGCAUCAUUUUUCAUUUGUUUUUGUUUUGUAAUUUUUGGAAAAUUUGGUAAUGAUUAUGUUUUUAGCUAACCUUAAUUUGUUCAGGGUGAGCUGUCGGUAUAGGUGGAUGGUCAGUUGCGCUUUGUCAACAUUUUUAAUUAAACAUCCUUUCUUCUGAAACUACUAGUACAAUUCAGAUUUACACAGAACAUAGUCUGUAGUUUGCAGCCAUGGAUUGCUCUAAGGUUUGUUCAAAUGAUACUUCUUAAGAUACCGCCAGAGUUUAGAAAUGAAGAAAUUCAAAGUCUUGAAGCAGUUUCUUAUGAACCAAUUAAGAGACUAAACUUGAUAUGUAACACCUUUGGUUGGACCUUGAUCAAGUGUGAUCAAUUGGUUAUGCAUUUAUGCAUCAAUUGGUUAUGCAUUUUUGGGUAGUCACAGAACAUAGAAAAUACUUUGAAUAACUUUGAAUGAACUGGUUUCUGUUUGUUCUCCAAACUUGAUCAGAAGAAAACUCAAAUGGUCAAGGUCCUCUUCAGUUGAGCAACUAAGGUCCAUCUGGGCCACUUGUAAUUGGUUGAUUUAUUGCCUGUAACAUUUAGGAUUUAAUUGUGGUUAUAACAGUAACUUUAAUAACCUCAGUAUUUUGAAAUAUUGAGGAAUGACUGUAUUGUGAAAUCUAGAUUGUAACAGAGAAUUUACUGCUUUUCCCGUAGCCGAGAAUUUACCGUUUUUCCCAUAGCGGGGAAUUUACCGCUUUUCCCAGAGCAGAGAAUUUACCGCUUUUCCCAUAGCGGGGAAUUGACUGCUUUUCCCAGAGCAGAGAAUUUACCGCUUUUCCCAGAGAAGAGAAUUUACCGCUUUUCCCGUAGCAGAGAAUUUACCGCUUUUCCAAGGUUAGGAUAUUCUAAAUCAUGAUAAAGCUAAACUGAGUUACAGUUAUGUUAUAUAUAGUUGUUAUUGCCAAUAGGUUAUACAGUUUUGUGAUAUUAUUAUGUUUGUUUGCAUUAUUGUUGUUAUUGUUGCUGUUGUUAAAUGAAUAAAAAAAACUAUAAAAAACAAAAAACUUGUAAAUUUAUUUGAGAUUGAGAGUGAUAGUGUGACUGAAGUUAUUCUGGAACUUAAUGAUUGAAGACUUCAUUAAAGUAUUACUCAAACAAAAUAUAUAUCUACCUUAUUGAAAAGAAAUGAAUGUGAUAAUGGUAUAUAUAUUUAUUAAUGUGUUGUAAAGUAUUGUUUGCCAGAUAAAUUAGCAAAACAGUGGAUAUAUAAACAUGGCGCAUUUAAGUUGUUUUUAUGGUAUACAGUUGAACUUCAUUCACUCAAAAUCAACGGGACCAGACCGGGGCCAGUAAAAUUUGUUCAAUUAUAUGGAUUUUUCCAGGACCCGACAGCGAGUUCGAACAAAGGGAGUGUUCAAGUUAUCAAAGUUGGGGUGAAUGAAAUUCAAGUUGAAGUGAAUGAAAUUCAACUGUAUAUCAUUAAAAAGAUUUAACUGUUAUUUCUGUCAUUCUAAAGUGACUGGGAUUAAGAGAAUAGUAGUAAAAAGAAUUUUAGUGGUUUUUAAGUUAGGUAAUGUGAAUGUUUUAAAGGAUUUUUAACUUUUAGAUGUAGUAGUUUGAAUGUUUUAGAAAUGUACAAAAUACUAAGGAGGUGUAAGUUUUUAUACUGUUAAAGAUUUGUGAUAAGAUUUUUUUUUGAAGUUUUAAGACAAGUUUUGUUAUUGACAGGGAGCUAUUAAAGGUCCAAUACUAAGGAAAGUAAACAUUUUAUUUCUUUUUAAAAAGCACAGAAACUAAUUCAUUUUAUUGGAAAAUGAAAGUUGGUAUGUAGAAAUUCGAAAUAAAUCGCAGUAUAUGUACAAUUAUUUUUCUAUGAAGUAUGAAGAAAGUUAAAAAGACCUGGGGGGGUCAUUCUGUCGAUUCAUUGAAAUUUCAACAUAAUACACAUACAUUUCUUUGACUUCCAAAGACCUUCUGUAAAUUUUGACCUGCCAUUCUUCAUUAUUUAGUGUCUUGCAGAAGUCUAUGCACUGGCAAUGAAAAAAAUUGCCAACUCACUUUCCCUGAGUAAUGGACCUUUAAGUACUACUCUUUGCAGCUGAAAACAACUUGGUAAGCUAUUGAAAUAGCAGCUGCUUUCCAUCUUCUACAAAUAGACUGGUGGGGUUUUGAAGUAUGUAUAUGUGUUAGAUUUUAUGGCAUGUGCUAUUUUGCUGUUGAUCUAUUUGCUCAAGUAAUUAUAUAAAGGCUGUCUUUAUAUUUCAUGGAAAAAGGAAAUGCAUUGUUUUAUUAAGUGUAGAACAUACUUUACUAAGUACUUCUUUCUGUUUCCAGUUAUGUAGUAUAUUUAUGUACAUAUCCUGUUUACAAAAUUGUGAAAUGACAAACACUUACCAAAGAAUGCCAACUUUUGAAGUAGAAUGGAAACUCUAUAUCUCAAACUUGCUAAUCUUAAAAUUAUGUUUUUUUAAAGACAUUAUCAAACCCAGUCCUGUAACAUGUGCACAAAUUAUCAUGCACAAAAUAUCAUUCUUGGUUAUCAUAAGGUAAAACGCUUAAUCCUUUUGAAUUCGGUAUACCAAGUUUUAACUGUAUUUUGUCUAGAAAAAAAGUUUAGCUUUAAGCAUUUCAUCUGUUAAGGCAUUCUUAAAUUUAAAACAACAUUUCAAAUGAAUAUGUUUUUGCAUAUAUUAAUUGUGAUGUCAUCUUGAUUAACUGCACAUAAUAACAUGAUAUAUUCCCAAUGUUACACAUAGAUCAAAAUGACUUGGAGCAAAAUGUUGUUUAAAUAAGUGCGAAAGAAAUUUUGAACAAGAAAUCUUUAUCGAAAUCCUCUUAGAUUUCAUAUCAACCACAACACAAGAAAAGGGACUAUUUUUUUGCCCCCCGAAGGGAGGCAUAUAGUUUUUGAACAAUCUGUUAGUCUGUCGGUCUGUCCGCAAUUUUCGUGUCCGGUCCAUAUCUUUGUCAUCCAUGGAUGGAUUUUCAAAUAACUUGGCGUGAAUGUGUACCUCAGUAAGACGACGUGUCGCGCGCAAGACCCAGGUCCGUAGCUCAAAGGUCAAGGUCACACUUAGACGUUAAAUGUCAUUUUUCAUGAUCAUGAUCAACAAUUAGGUAAAAUUUGCCGUCUUAUCGGUAAAAUUAUCCCCCUUGAAAUCACCUGGCAGUGCGAUAUCGAUUUUUAUCUGAUUGAUAUUUUCCAACAGAAACAAAGAAGGAAAAAAAGUUUAAACAAAUAUUGUUUUAAUUAGAAUGAACACACAAUAUUUAUUAUCCUAUUGAAGUGUUCGUCAUUCUUUUCUCUUUACAAAGAUAUAAAAAAUUAUUUAUCUAAAAUGAAGAAUUAAUGCUUCCCUUGGCGAUUAAAAAACAUCACUAUCAGUCUCUGUUUACGGCAUAUAGUUACUGAAUAAAAUAAGCAAAAACCCGUGAUACGUAUCUUAUUCUUUUCCCUGUAGCCACUUUAUUCAUAUAUUGAGAAUAUUUAUUAUCCUAUUGAAGUAUUCUACAGACAAUAAACUUUUUAUAUAUUUUUUUAUUUUGAAAUUAUUUUAUUGUCUUUUUGCUUCCCUAGACGUUUAAAAGUUGGUUAUUUUUGUAUUAUUUCUUUAUUUGCCGUGUUCGUGGUAUUUCCGGAUGCGUGCGGAAACGCAGGAACCCGCUCGAAGUUUAGCUGCCGAUGAUACAGAAAAUAUUAUUGUUACAACAUAGUAUUAAGUGAUAAUAAUAGUGCGGGAAUAAUUUCAGUUAUAUUAAGGUGAACCAUAGUUUUUGGGAAUUACAAGCUUACCGCAAAAUAAAUGUUACAGAGAAAGAUGCUGACGUAUCAUGUUAAUAAAUAAAAAAAAAAUAAGACAUGAUGCACGUUGCAACUAUAUAUAUUUCUUUCUAAACCACUGUCUCGUAUUUUAAAGAUUCGUUUAAUUAUACUUAUAUAUACCCCUUAGUUUAAGUUUUAACCAUAAAUAUGCUAUAAAGAAUUUAUAUAAUGCAACAUUUGAGUAAAUUGUUUUCGGAGCCCCUGAAACAGCCAUAUUAAAGCGCUUUUCGAUAGUUGUUUAAUACCAAUUAACAGCUUUUUGCAAGUUUAUUGCUUAUCAACACCUUUUUAUUAGGGGAUUAGGGACGAUCAGGUCUUUUUAUUACACAGAUAAUAAUCUUCUCGGUGACUGCGUAAGAGCAUUUUGAAAAUUGUAACAUGUUUAAUGAACGAGACUUAAAUACACAAUAAAUAUAUUGUUUCAUUUUCAUGUACAAAUGUUGUUAGAUACAUAAGAUAAUGGGACAGUGAUUGAGUAUUUACUUGUAUUUGAUUAACAGUAUUUUUUUCCUGAAUACAGGUUAAUUGUUCGAUAUUAAAGUAUAGAUAUAUAGAACACGUGGUAAAUGUUCGCCUAAGAGUGAAAAUAUUAUAGUAUAGAAGUUUUUUGACAACAUUGUGAAAAAUUGUCGUUUAUUAAUUUAUUAGUUUAUUCAAAGAAGUAUAUUUGUGAUCGGCACCUCCCGUGAUACGAUAAGCGGAGAUAGCCGAACCAUAACGAUCUAAAAAAUAUCUGGUAGUGAUCGAUAUUUAGCUAGACGGUCGAAGGGAGACAACAAGGUAUAGCGAUGAUCUCAAUAAACAAGGAAAGAUAAUAGAAUCGAUUUUUGCCCAAUUCUUCAGUAUGAGUGCAUUCGUGUCCGGUCCAUAUCUUUGUCAUCCAUGGAUCGAUUUUCAAAUAACUUUGCAUGAAUGUGUACCACAGUAAGAUGACGUGUCACGCGCAAGACCCAGGUCCGUAGCUCAAAGGUCAAGGUCACACUUAGACGUUAAAGGUCAUAUUUCAUGAUAGAGCAUUGAUGGGUGUGUCCGGUCCAUAUCUUUGUCAUUCAUGCAUGGAUUUUAAAAUUAUUGGGCAUGAAUGUGUACAACAGUAAGACGACAUGUCGCGCGCAAGACCCAGGUCCGUAGGUCAAAGGUCCUAAACUCUAACAUCGGCCAUAACUAUUCAUUCAAAGUGCCAUCGGGUGCAUGUGUCAUCCUAUGGAGACAGCUCUUGUUUAUUUGCUGUGUUUGCUUUAAUCAUUGUGCCAUAAAGUGAUAAGUUUAAAUUUAGUAUUGAUUCUGUUAUUUCAGAAAGAUGUCACCUUACGAUUUUUGUCAUUUCUAUAAAAAAAAGUCAUAGAAGUAUGAAAUCCACCAAGAUUAUCAUCUUCUCCAUAGUUAUGAUUAAUGGUAAUUAAUUUCAGUAUAAUGGCAUGCUCUCUGUUUGAAGUAUUUUUAAACCUUCAUUCAUUUUGUUGUACGUAAGUUAGCUAACGGGAUUUUAUUGACCGUUACGUUUGUUUACAGAAAGAAACUUUCUGCCAUAACAAGAAUAUUUACAUUGUUGCAUCAAUAAUAUUGUUAAUUUACAUCAUAGCUGUUAUGAAUAAAAUAUAUUUUGUUGACAAAGUGUA